AUGGGGGACGACGACGACGACGACGACGACGACGACGCGAGACUCGCGCCGGAGCCGGAGGUGGAGGACGUCGAGAGCGUCGGCCUCCUCGCGCCGGCGAAGCACGUCCACGCGUACGACCGCGUCGCCGACGUCCUCGCGAGAUGGCGCGAUGAGAUCGACGGCGAGAGGUUCGAUCGCGCGCCCGCGGGACUGCGCAACAGCGGCAACACGUGCUUCGCCGCGAGCGCGCUGCAGUGCCUCUACCACACUCGGCUGUUCACCGCGCACUUCGCGACGGAGACGCACGACGCGGAGAGCUGCGGCGCCGCGCGCGGCGGGACGUUCUGCGUGACGUGCGAGUACCAAGCGCACGUCCGGAAGGCGCUCGACGCGGACCCCGCGGACGCGUUCAGCAUCGGGAAGCUCACGUCCUCCAUCGGCAAGGUGGCGAAGCAUUUCGUCCGCGGCCGCCAAGAGGACUCGCACGAGUACAUUCGCGGUCUGCUCGACGCCAUGCACGUGCGGUGGCUGAAAGAGCACGCGGGCGAGGACGCGGAGAAGACGCUCGAUCAGCGCACGCAAGAGACGACGAUGACGUAUCACGUCUUCGGCGGAUACACGUGCGGGGAAGUCGUGUGCGGCGAUUGCGGGCACCACUCGAGAAACUACCAGAGCAUGAUCGACGUCCCGGUGGAGGUCAGCGCGCGCGGGGCGCCGUCGAUCGAGGCGAGCUUUAAGGCGAACUUCGUGGACGUGGAGACGUUGGACGGAAACAACAAGUACAAGUGCGGUCGCUGCGACGCGUACGUCAGGGCUACGAAAGGGAGCAAGAUUCACGUAUCCCCGAACGUUCUCGUCGUGCCGCUGAAACGGUUCCAAAUCGGGCGUUUCAGUAAAAUCACAAAAUGGGUCGAGUUUCCGGUGCAUCUUGACCUGUCGCCGUACAUGUCCUCGGACGCGCCGCUCGAGGGCGACGCGCCGCCGACGUACGCGCUCUACGGCGUCGUCGUGCACCUCGAUUUUUGCGGCUCCGCGCACUCGGGGCACUACGUCUCCUUCGUGAAACUCAACGACGACGUGACGUGGUGCAAGUGCGACGACGGGCGCGUCACGGAGACGGACGAGGCGACGGUAUUGAAGCAGAAGGCGUACCUGCUCUUCUACGAGCGCGAGCGCGUGCGCGAGGCG
Micromonas pusilla CCMP1545 is the source of this 1170-nucleotide messenger RNA. RefSeq lists its product as uncharacterized. The transcript has a single exon. Gene Ontology annotation, biological process: protein deubiquitination. NCBI's taxonomy places the organism in Eukaryota, Viridiplantae, Chlorophyta, Mamiellophyceae, Mamiellales, Mamiellaceae. The record is from RefSeq and is a predicted model, not a curated record. Gene Ontology annotation, cellular component: cytosol; nucleus. The annotation marks the transcript as partial. Gene Ontology annotation, molecular function: cysteine-type deubiquitinase activity.